AGUUACCGGAGAUCUUAGCACGCCCUGGCCCGUUGGGCCGGCGAAUUAUGGUUUUGACAAGUUCUUUGAUUCUCCAGGAGCGCUGACCCCUGACGUUCUUUUCAUCAUCGACGUGGUCUUUUGCGUGCUGUUCACAAUCGAGUUACUUUUGAGGCUUGUGUUCCUGCGUGUAGAUUUUCUAUGUGACCCUUGGGGAUGGCUUGAUAUAGUAUUUGUGCUGACCACUGAUAUUACCACCUUCUUUUUCCAGGGGGGCAAAGGGGGGGAUGGGCUUCCGAUCUCGACCAUUCGUAUCCUGCGUUUGGCACGGCUGCUGCGGAUCAUGCAGCUGGUGCGAUCCAUCAAGCUGUUCGAUUCUCUCUACCUAAUGACAACAGCGCUACGAGGGAGCAUGUCUGCACUGAUGUGGGUAAUCGCCUUCCUUUUCCUCAUUCAGACGCUGUCUGCCCUUUUGCGCACGAACAUCGUCCAGGAUUUCUACCUGGGGCAAUCUUCUAAUGGAGACGAGUUCUUUGAGUCUUCGCUUGGAAGGAGGCAGUCUUCAAGUACUUUGGUACCUACUGGAGAGCUAUGGUGUCUCUUUUCGAGUUGAUGCUGGCCAAUUGGCCUCCGAUCUGUCGCCUAAUGAUGGAAACGAUGGAUGAGGUUUGGUCGGUCUUUGUCAUUCUCUACAAACUGUUAAUGGGCGUCGCUGUGAUUGGCGUGAACAUGGGUGUCUUCACACAAGACACUUUCCGGGCUGCUGAUAGCGAUGACCAAUUCAUGAUCAGGAGUAAGGAUAAGCAAGAUAAAACACAUCUCGCCAAGAUGAAGGCCCUUUUCGAGAAGAUGACUAAGAACAGCGAGUGCGCGACCGUGGAUUCAGCACUGUUCGAGAAAACUCUAAAGAGUCCAGAAAUGCGAUUGUGGCUGAAGGCGAUGGACUACGACAUUAGUGAUGCAAGCUUGCUUUUCUAUUUGAUCGAUUCGAACGACGAUGGCAAGCUCACAAUAGAAGAAUUCAGCCAGGGGAUGGCAGCAUUAAAGGGUGGUGCCCGUAACGUCGAUGUCAAGUUGUUGCUUCGACAAAGCCGGGUUGGCAGAAUGCUUCAGUCAUCACGCAACAUUGGGGACGCCAAAAUGUCUCGCAUGUCCACCGUCGAGGCCCUUCGACGAUUCGAGAUGCCGUAGGAAGCUUCGCCGAAGGAUAGUUAUGCAGCUUUGUGAGAGUGCGUGGCCACACCGUAGCAACCUCACUGAAGCUCGCCGAUUGCGGGUCGGCCAGCGAGUAGUUACCCAAACCAUUUUCCUGAAUUUUGCUGCAAGGGUACAAUGUCCCGCUGUCUGCGACAAGUCCUGCCAUCGUGCUAGCCCAGUAAACUUUGAGGCACCGGUUCGAGAGGUGGAAGGAGGCUGUAACAUGUGGAUCAAGUAGCGCUAAAGGUAG
Prorocentrum cordatum is the source of this 1426-nucleotide messenger RNA. NCBI's taxonomy places the organism in Eukaryota, Dinophyceae, Prorocentrales, Prorocentraceae. The record is from the annotation of a GenBank genome assembly.